CCACUGUGAACCUUCAGACCCGUCUCCGAUGGACCACUGGCCGUGGGCCACUGGCCUUGGCCCAUACAAGAACCUAGACAGACAGACCUAGACAUUAGCCCAUCCAGAACAACGCCGCCCAGUCACAUCCCAAAGCCCAGAUUCUCCUUGACCGGCGGAACACGGCAUGGGCAAAGCAACGGAGUCGGACAAUUUACUCCCUCGGCCCAAUCCCAAUCGCCCGCGGACACCCGCCCUCCCUCCUCAAAGGCCCUUCUCCUCUUUCGCAUUUCCCGCUCCCAAGGCCACGGUACAGCGUGGGCUGCAAUUGGUCCCUGCCCGGCUCGCCCGCCGCUCGAGUGCCACAGGGGACGCCGGACGACAGGCCGGACGACAGCUGACAUGGAGGCCCAGCAAUGGAGGCCCGGACACGCGGAUUGGGAGGGAUCCCCCUGGCAGACGGGCUUCCAGGUGGUACUGCUAUAUUGGGCAUGUGCGUACGUACAGGGACCCAGAGCCGGCCAGUGAACGCCGUCCCAGCGGACAGCACCCCCGGGGAGGACAGGGAGCCUGUAGGGGACGGGGUCCGGCGGGAUACUGCCCCGGAGGCUUCGUAGCGUGGCAGCCAGCAGCUGGAGUCCGAGUCCCCAGGCGUCCGGUUGUCCCGCUAUCCCGCUGGAAUAUACAUGGCCGGACUGGAGCCGCGCAUUGGGCCUUUUUUCUCUUAUUCUCUGUCUCUGUUCUUUCGUCUUGCAGCCGGGUUUUUCUUUUGGCGAAACCACAGCUCUGGUCAGACAGGAAACCACGUAUCCAGGGCACCACGAGGGGUGGCAGAGGCAAGGGACAAGGGCCCGGGAUCGAGGAAUAUUUGGGAUCGGAGGCACCCAGAAAAAAAGACAGCCGGGAUCGGGGGAUGUGAGCGACAGGGGGUUCACAUGGCGAGGAUGGGAGCUUUGGGAGCUUUUGGGAAAGCUU
Molecule: messenger RNA, 954 nt
Organism: Ilyonectria robusta
Lineage: Eukaryota; Fungi; Ascomycota; Sordariomycetes; Hypocreales; Nectriaceae
Exons: 1
Coding region: 167-898 (243 amino acids)
Source: RefSeq, a predicted model, not a curated record